ACAGCUGGUUGAAACAGAAAUACGGGAAAAGCCGAGGAGUUGAGUGGAAUUAGAUUUGGAGCCGUGAAUCUGAGAGCCGAAGAGAGGCGCAAUGGACGCAAUGUGACAACGGAUGACGUAUGUGUCUGCCUUCGAUCCACGCAAAUCCACGUAUAAAGGAUCAUCCUUCUCCCAUAAUACUUCAUCAUACACACAUCCUUUCUCCUCAAUCGUCUACACAGUUACUUUGUUAUUCAAAAAUGUACACAGUUGUUGUUACAAAUAUCUCCCCAGAGGUCACUAAGGCCCAGCUGGAGAACUUUUUCUCGUUCUGCGGCAAGAUCGACACCACUGAUAUCACCGAUGCUGUCGACAACACCACCGGUGCAAAGACGCAGACCGCCACCGUGCGAUUCGCCGAAGAGGAGGCAGCCAAGACUGCGCUGCUGCUGACAGACACGCAGCUUGGAUCGACAAAGGUCGUGAUCGAGAAGGGCGAGGGCCUGUCGGGCGAGGGAUCUGCUGCGGCCACCUCUGCCGCUGGAUCAGAUUCGGAUGAUGUUCCUCAGGAGGCCAAGCCCAAGGCUGCCGUGCUGGCCGAGAUUAUCAGCCAUGGAUAUGUUCUCAGCGACAAGGCUCUUCAGCACGCUACCGAGCUGGAUCAGAAGCACGGAAUCUCGUCGAGAUUCUCAAAGUUCUUGACAGAUAUCGACACCAAGUACAACCUGUCGGAUCGUGCGACCUCUACAGCGCAGGCGGCGGAUCAGAAGUACAACAUUCGGGAGCACUUGCAAAACACACAUGGACUGAUGCACCGAUACUUUGAGAAGGCGCUGGACAACUCUGCGGGUAGCCAGGUGCGCAAGUUCUAUGCUGAUGCGAGCAAGACUGCUGCCGAUAUCCACGGCGAGGCAAAGAGAUUGGCAGCGAUCCGCGAAGGACAAAAUACCGGAAGCACUGUCGAGGGAGGUGCGACAACUGAAGGCACGUCGGCGGCGGUUAGCCAAGAUGAGAAGGCUGCGCCGGUCGCUGCGGGUGCUGCGGACUCUUUGAAUGCGACUCAGUAGGUUGUGAUAGCUUGGGUCAUGGUUAUUGUAUAAUUUGUUGCGAGAUAUGUAUAGUUAGUUGAAGAAAUAGGAUAUUUGUAUAUAGCGAGUAAGUGAAUGCACGUGCUCCAGGCAAUCUUCUGACGUAAUUACACUCUUGCCGCGCUCUUCUACCAGGUCCAUACCUACAAAGAGCUGAGAUUGAGAUUAGUUGAGUAUGAAUUGCAAUAUAUCUGAUAAUCUGCUGCCGAGAGAUUAACUGGAGAUAACUACGGCGCGGCCGGGAGCUGUCUGGCAUAAGUAAACAACGUACAGCCUUCCCAGGUUAUCUGAUCGUGGCCCAUCGCUGAACCUGAAACCAGCGCGAGUUUAUCAGCUGAG
Molecule: messenger RNA, 1406 nt
Organism: Myxozyma melibiosi
Lineage: Eukaryota; Fungi; Ascomycota; Lipomycetes; Lipomycetales; Lipomycetaceae
Product: actin cytoskeleton protein
Exons: 1
Coding region: 120-1046 (308 amino acids)
Cellular component (GO): nucleoplasm
Molecular function (GO): RNA binding
Source: RefSeq, a predicted model, not a curated record